GUCCGCGCGCCCGGACCUCGCGCCCGCCCUCCCGCCACCACCAUGCCGCCCCUGGAGAGGAGCCAGCAGCUGCACGGCAAGCCCUUCAAACAGAGGAAGAGCUUUGCCACCAGGAAGCAGGAGGUGGCGGGAAUCCGCUCCAAAUUCCCUAAUAAAAUCCCGGUGAUUAUAGAGCGCUAUGAGCGGGAGAAGUUUCUUCCUCCGCUGGACAAAACGAAGUUUCUUGUUCCUCAUGAGCUCACCAUGAACCAAUUUGUCACCAUCAUCAGGAAUCGCAUGGCGCUGCUUCCCUCUCAGGCUUUCUACCUGCUGAUCAACAACAGCGGUCUGGCCAGCAUGACGCUCACGAUGGCGCAGGUCUACAGGGACCACCAGGACGAUGACGGCUUCCUGUACAUGACCUACGCCUCGCAGGAGAUGUUUGGACACGGGACAUGUUUUUAGACUAUAAUAUGUAUGUAAAUAGAAAAAAUGUUUUGACUUUUAAUGGCUCUGUGCAUCAAUAAAUCUUAUGUAUACCA
Messenger RNA from Doryrhamphus excisus (bluestripe pipefish), 521 nucleotides. RefSeq names its product microtubule-associated protein 1 light chain 3 gamma (gene map1lc3c). The record is from RefSeq and is a predicted model, not a curated record. Lineage: Eukaryota; Metazoa; Chordata; Actinopteri; Syngnathiformes; Syngnathidae. Gene Ontology annotation, biological process: autophagy.